Oryctolagus cuniculus (rabbit) is the source of this 10661-nucleotide messenger RNA. It is a transcript of the gene MAP1A, whose product is annotated as microtubule associated protein 1A. The record is from RefSeq and is a predicted model, not a curated record. Gene Ontology annotation, molecular function: actin binding; microtubule binding. Gene Ontology annotation, biological process: dendrite development; axonogenesis; microtubule cytoskeleton organization. NCBI's taxonomy places the organism in Eukaryota, Metazoa, Chordata, Mammalia, Lagomorpha, Leporidae. Gene Ontology annotation, cellular component: synapse; neuronal cell body; microtubule associated complex.
CCGGCCUAGCACUCCACCGGUGUUUCCAUGGAGACCGAGGCCGGGCCCGCGCGGCCUCGCGGCGUUGCCAUGGAGACAACUCCCGGGCUGGGGCUCCGCAGCCCCGGCUCACCGCUGGCUCAGAACCCCGUCGAGCCGCUGUGCGAGACCGGAACCGCGGUGGCGGCGGCAGCACGCUGGGACCUGCGAAAACAUUCUUUGCUCAUCGUGAUCGGCGAUAUCGGUACAGAGAGUCAGCUGAGGGCCGUGCGGGCCCACCUUGAACAAGGGAUUCUCUCCUGGAACAUUGACUUAUCCUCCUUUGACUUGAACCAACAGUUGAGACUCUUCAUUACCCGGCACCUAGCUCACUUCUCCUCAGAGGUCAAAGGCCAGAGGACCCUCUGCCACCAGAGUGAGAUCCUAGAGACUGUGAUCCUGGUGAACCCCAGCGCAGACAGCAUCAGCUCUGAGGUUCGCCAUUUUCUCAGCAGCCCAUCGGCUCACAAGCUACUGAUCUUGAGUGGGCAAAGCUUAGAGCCUGGGGGAGACCUCAUCCUGCAGAGCGGCACCUACUCCUACCAAGACUUCGCCCAGGUCCUACAUAACCCGGAGAUUGCUCAGUUGCUCAGCAAUAGAGACCCUGGGAUCCAGGCCUGCCUCACCGUGUCCUGCUUAGGGGAGGGUGAUUGGAGCCAUCUGGGACUAUCCAGUUCCCAAGAGACCCUGCACCUCCGGCUCAACCCUGAGCCCAGGCUGCCCGCCAUGGACGGCGUGGCUGAGUUCUCUGAGUACGUCUCUGAGACCGUGGACGUGCCGUCCCCUUUCGACCUGCUAGAGCCCCCCACCUCAGGGGGCUUCCUCAAGCUCUCCAAGCCUUGCUGCUACAUCUUCCCUGGUGGCCGCGGGGACUCAGCCCUCUUCGCUGUCAAUGGGUUCAACAUCCUGGUGGACGGGGGCUCCGAUCGCAAGUCCUGCUUCUGGAAGCUGGUGCGGCACCUGGACCGAAUCGACUCGGUGCUACUCACCCACAUCGGGGCAGACAACCUGCCGGGCAUCAAUGGCCUCCUGCAGCGCAAAGUGGCAGAGCUGGAGGAGGAGCAGUCGCAGGGCUCGAGCAGCUACAGCGACUGGGUGAAGAACCUCAUCUCGCCCGAGCUCGGCGUCGUCUUCUUCAACGUGCCCGAUAAGCUGCGGCUGCCGGAUGCCUCCCGCAAGGCCAAGCGCAGCAUCGAGGAGGCCUGCCUCACACUGCAGCACCUACACCGCCUGGGCAUCCAGGCCGAGCCUCUGUACCGUGUGGUCAGCAACACCAUCGAGCCACUGACCCUCUUCCACAAAAUGGGCGUGGGCCGGCUGGACAUGUAUGUCCUCAACCCCGUUAAGGACAGCAAGGAGAUGCAGUUCCUCAUGCAAAAGUGGGCAGGCAACAGCAAAGCCAAGACGGGCAUCGUGCUGGCCAACGGGAAGGAGGCUGAGAUCUCGGUGCCCUACCUGACCUCCAUCACGGCUCUGGUGGUCUGGCUACCAGCCAACCCCACCGAGAAGAUCGUGCGAGUGCUUUUUCCAGGCAACGCUCCCCAGAACAAGAUCCUGGAGGGCCUGGAAAAGCUCCGGCAUCUGGACUUCCUGCGCUACCCUGUGGCCACCCAGAAGGACCUGGCCUCUGGGGCUGUGCCUGCCAACCUGAAACCCAGCAAAAUCAAACAGCGGGCAGACAGCAAGGAGAGCCUCAAAGCCGCCACCAAAACAGCCGUGAGCAAGCUGGCCAAGCGGGAGGAGGUGGUAGAAGAGGGAGCCAAGGAGGCCCGCUCGGAGAUGGCCAAAGAGGUAGCCAAGACUGAGAAGAAGGCCAAAGAGCCCACCGAGAAGCCCCCAGAGAAGCCUGCCAAGCCCGAGAGGGUGAAGACGGAGUCCAGCGAGGCUCUGAAGGCGGAGAAGCGGAAGCUGAUCAAGGACAAGGUCGGGAAGAAGCACCUCAAAGAGAAGAUUUCGAAGCUGGACGAGAAAAAGGACAAGGAGAAAAAAGAGAUCAAGAAGGAGAGGAAGGAGCUCAAGAAGGAUGAAGGAAGGAAGGAGGAGAAGAGGAAAGACACCAAACCCGAGGCCAAGAAGAUUUCCAAGCCAGACCUGAAGCCCUUCACCCCCGAGGUACGGAAGACCCUCUUCAAAGCCAAGGCCCCUGCAAGAGUGAAGCUGGACAAGAGCCGGGCUGCCCGUGGGGAGAAGGAGCCGCCUUCUGAGCCCCGGACGCCCCCGGCCCAGAAGGCGGCUGCGCCACUCCCAUCAGUCGCCGGGCACCGGGAGCUGGCCUUGUCCUCACCAGAGGACCUCACCCAGGACUUUGAGGACCUGAAAAGGGAGGAGAGGGCUUUGCUGGCCGAACAGAGGGACACAGGACUAGGAGAGAAACCACUGCCUAUGGAUUCUACACAGGAGGGGCCCCCCAGCCUGGCUCCCCAGGGAACACAGCCCUCUGUCCCUGGGCGGGAACCAGAAGAGCGUGUGACGGAAAAGGAAGCUGUCCCAGAAAUCCCUGGGGAACAAGGCAGCAAGGACCAAGGCCCGGACUCUGGGGCAGAGACAGAGGAAGAGAAAGAAACCUGUGAGGAGAAGCAGCAGCAGGAAGCAGAGAGACUCCCAGACAGACCAGAAGCCAGAGAGGAGAGUGAGCCCGAGCUGAAGGAGGACGUGAUCGAGAAAGCCGAGGUAGAAGAAAUGGAGGAGGCACGGCCGUCAGACGAGGAGGAGGAGGAGGAGACGAAGGCUGAGGGUCUGUACCAAAAGCAUAUGCAGGAAGCCUUCAAGGUGACUGCCAGGGACAGAGAGGCUCUCGAGGGCCGGGAACUGGGGCCCCAGGCUAAGGUCCCCGAGAAGGAGACCGCAUCAUUCCUAAGCAGCCUGGCCACCCCUGCGGGAGCCACUGAACAUGUCUCCUACAUCCAGGAUGAGACGAUCCCUGGCUACUCGGAGACGGAGCAGACCAUCUCCGAUGAGGAGAUCCACGACGAGCCCGAGGAGCGCCCGGCUCCACCCAGAUUCCCUCCAAGUACCUUUGACCUCCCUGGGCCUGAAGGUGCUGGCCCCUUUGAAGCCGGCCAGCCUGCAGACAGUGCUGUUCCUGUCACCUCCAGCAAAGGCUAUGGGGCGCCGGAGACUGAACUCCCCUACCCCACCAACCUGGUGGCCGCGCCACUGGCUGAAGAGGAACACGUGUCCUCGGCCACCUCAAUCACGGAGUGUGACAAGCUCUCUUCCUUUGCCACGUCAGUGGCUGAGGACCAGUCUGUGGCCUCGCUCACAGCUCCUCAGACGGAGGAGACAGGCAAAAGCUCCCUGCUGCUCGACACGGUCACGAGUAUCCCCUCCUCCCGCACCGAGGCCACCCAGGGCUUAGACUACGUGCCGUCGGCUGGCACCAUCUCACCCACCUCCUCGCUGGAGGAAGACAAAGGCUUCAAAUCACCACCCUGUGAGGAAUUCUCUGUGGCUGGGGAGUCGGAGAAGAGAGGAGAGGGGGUGGGGAGAGCAUUGCCUGGGGAGAGAGCUGUGGGAGAGGAAGAAGAGGAGCCAGCAAACGCAGAGGUGUCUGAGAAACUUCACCAGCAGUAUGGCUCCCCGAUGUUUGGGGCCCCUGGGCAUGCCCUACAUCCAGGGGAACCAGCCCAGGGAGAGGUGGAGGAGCGGUGCCUCAGUCCGGAUGACAGCACAGUGAAGAUGGCCUCUCCGCCACCAUCCGGCCCACCCAGUGCUACCCACACACCCUUUCAUCAGUCCCCCGUGGAAGAAAAGUCGGAGCCCCAAGACUUUCAGGAAGAAGACUCCUGGGGAGGCACAAAACACACACCCGGUAUGGACACGGAAGAUGCUGCAAAGGAGACAGUCAGGCCAGGGCCUGAAGAGGGCACCCUAGAGAAGCAGGGGGAGAGGCCUGUUCCCAGGAGCCCCCAGGCCCAGAUGGCACCUGUCGAUAUUCCAGGGGGACAUGCAGGCCGCACCAGUCCAUUGUUGCCAGUACAGGACGGAGCAAUAGUCUUCGAGACCACAGAGGCAGGAGAGCCCACAGGCCCAGUUCUAGCAACAGAAACCCUUCCCAGAGAUUUGAAGCCGUCGCUUCAAGAACCUGGUGAACCUCAGAAGGAGGAGGUACCCCAAUUUCCUGGCCAGAGCCUCUCUCCUGAAGAUGCAGAGUCCCUCUCUGUCCUCAGUGUGGUCUCCCCAGACACUGCCAACCAAGAGCCCACUCCCAGGUCUCCCUCUGGCCUACACAGAGACUUUUGGCCAGCGGCUUCUCCACAAGACACCCAGUCACUUUCUCUUUCCGAGGAGAGUCCCAGCAAGGAGACCUCUCUGGAUAUCUCUUCUAAGCAGCUCUCCCCAGAAAGCCUCGGAACCCUCCAGUUUGGGGAACUAAGUCUUGGAAAGGAGGAAAGGGGGCCUCUGAUGCAGGCUGAAGACACUGCUCACCACCCGGCUCCUGUUUCUCUCCCAGAGCCUCAUGCAGCCACAUUGUCACCUCCCAGAGAUGAGACCACUGGCUACUCCACACAGGGAGACAUCAUGUAUGAGAGCCCUGAUAGAAGAUCACCUGCCAGCUCCUUCUCUCAUCCUACACUGUCAGGUGAGGAGAAGCACUCACCUGGCGUGGUCACAAGCCCUGGCGAACAUAUUAUGACACCUGAUAGCUCCAUCACCAAGAGUCCAGAGUCUCUGCCAAGCCCUGCCAUGGAGGACAUUGUCAUGGAGUGGGAAGGGAAAGUUCCACGGUUGAAAGAUGGAACCCCCGAGGAGAAGGACAGGGAACCCGAACAAAAGGAUGAAGUCGUACAGCAGAAGGACAAAACCCUGCAACAGAAGGAUACUGCUGUAGAGCAGGGCACAGCCAUCUGUCAGAAAGAUGAGGCUCUGAGAGCAGGGGACGAGGCUGUGGAGCAGCAGGGUAAGGCUUUAGAACAAAAAGGCAAAGACAUAGACCAGAAGGAUGUGUCCCCAGAACAGAAGAGCAAGGCCCCAGAAGUGAAAGAUAAAGACUCGGAACAAAAAGACAAGAUCUUGGAAAUGAAAGACAAAGAUGCGGAACCAAAAGACAAGGCCCAGGAAGUGAAAGACAAAGACUCGGAACAAAAAGACAAGAUCCCGGAAGUGAAAGACAAAGACUCGGAACCAAAAGACAAGAUCCUGGAAGUGAAAGACAAAGACUUGGAACAAAAAGACAAGACCCCAGAAGUGAAAGACAAGAUCCCAGAAGACAAAGAUGAUGCCUUAGAACAAAAGGGCCCACCCCUGGAACAGAAGGACAAAGACUUAGAACAAAAAGACAAGGUUCUGGAACACAAGGAGAAGACCCCAGAAGAGAAAGACAAAGUCUUAGGACAAAAAGUCCAAGACUUUGAACAUAAAGACACAGCUCCAGAGGACAAGGUUCUGGAACCUAAGGGCAAGACAUCAGAACAGACAGACACAGUCCCUGAGCAGAAAGACAGGGCCCAGGCACAGAGAGAGAAGGCCUUAGAAGAAAAGGAUCAGCCUUUGGAGCAAAAAUACUGGGCUUUGGGAAAGAAGGAUGAGGCCCUGGAGCAAAGUAACACGGCUGCCGAACAGAAAGACAAGGCUUCAGGAGAGGACAAAACCCAAGAGGAUAAGACCAUGAAAGCAAAAGAGAUCCUAGGGCAGAUGUCCCCGACAAAGGCCCAGGCUGCAGGAGAGAAGGAAGAGACGGUGCUGGGGCAGACCAAAGCUCUGGGGCUGGAAGAAAGCCCAGUGCAGCAAGGCAAGGCCCACGAGCAGGAAGAGAAGUCCUGGAAGGAACAGGCUGUGGUCCAGGAGUGGCGAGAAACAUCUCCAGCCAGAGCAGAGCCAGCUGGAGAGCUGCAGGAGCCUGCCCGGGCCUGGGGCGACGCAUCUCCGGAGCAGGAGGUCAGGUACUGGAGGGGCCGAGAGGACGGGGCCCUGGAACAGGACAUGUACUGGAGGGAACUGAGCUCCGAGCGGAAGGUCUGGUUCCCUCACGAGCUGGAUGGCCAGGGGGCUCGUCCACGCUACCCUGAGGAACGGGAGAGCACUUUCCUGGACGAGGGCCCGGAUGGUGAGCAACAGGUAUCACCCCUGGAGCGCACCCCCUGCAGCCCCUGGACCUCAGACUUCAAGGAUUUCCAGGAGCCCUUCCCGCGGAAGGGCGCGGAGGUGGAGCGCUGGCUCGCUGAGUCACCAGUCGAGCUGCCACCAGAGGAAGAGGACAAGCUGACCCGCUCUCCCUUUGAGAUCAUCUCCCCUCCAACCUCCCCACCUGAGAUGGCCGGACUGAGGCUUCCUCCGGCACCAGGGCAAGAGAGCCCUAGCCCAGAGCCUAAGCCCAUGCCACCCAUGAGGAAUGAACCCAGCACCCCUUCAUGGCUGGCUGACAUCCCACCGUGGGUGCCCAAGGACAGACCCCUGCCCCCUGCCCCCCUUUCCCCAGCUCCAGCUCCCCCCACUCCUGCCCCAGAGUCACACCCUCCUGCGCCCUUCUCCUGGGGCACAGCUGAGUAUGACAGUGUGGUGGCGGCAGUGCAGGAGGGGGCAGCCGAGCUGGAAGGUGGCCCGUACUCCCCACUGGGGAAGGACUACCGAAAGGCUGAAGGGGAAAGGGAAGGAGGUGGGGCUGAGGCUCCCGACAGCAGCCUCCGCGGCCCCGAGGCUUCAGAGGCUGGAGGGAGCCAAGCUACCAGGGAGCCGGAGCAGGCGGAGCCCGAGCAGCGAGAGCCCACUCCGUAUCCUGACGAGAGAAGCUUUCAGUACGCAGACAUCUAUGAGCAGAUGAUGCUUACCGGGCUUGGCCCUGCGUGCCCCACCAGGGAGCCUCCCCUUGGAGCGGCCGGGGAUUGGCCCCCACGCCUCUCAACGAAGGAGGAGGCUGCCGGCCGCGACACGUCUGCAGAGAAGGAGCUCUCGUCUCCCGUCUCGCCCAAGGGCACCCAGUCGGACACGCCAGCCUUCAGCUAUGCAGCCCUAGCAGGACCCACUGUGCCCCCACGGCGGGAGCCAGAGCCAGGGCUAAGUGUGGAGCCCAGCCUCAGUCCACCUGCAGUGCCCCCUCGUGCUCCUAUCCCUCUGAGCAAAGGCCCAAGCCCCCCUCUUCAUGGUAACAUCCUGAGCUGCAGCCCGGAGAGGAGGACCCCGUCUCCCAAGGAAUCAGCCCGGAGUCCCUGGGAUGACAGCCCUAGUGACUCAGAGCUGGAGAAGGGGGCUCGGGAACAGCCGGAGAAAGAGGCCCAGUCCCCAAGUCCCCCUCACCCCACACCUGCAGGGCCCCCCACCUUGUGGCCUGAAACUGAGGCACAGACUAGUGCCUCCUUGGACUCACAGAUGGGGCCUGCCCGACCCAACCUGGACUUCCCGGCUUCAGCCUUUGGCUUCUCCUCAUUGCAGCCAGCUCCCCCGCAGCUGCCCUCCCCAGCUGAACCCCGCUCCGCUCCCUGCGGCUCCCUUGCCUUCUCUGGGGACCGAGCUCUGGCUCUGGCCCCAGGCCCUCCCACUAGAGCCCGCCACGAUGAGUACCUGGAAGUGACCAAGGCCCCCAGCCUGGACUCCUCACUGCCCCAGCUCCCAUCACCCAGCUCUCCUGGGGCCCCUCUCCUGUCCAGUCUGCCGCGCCCUGCCUCACCAGCCCUGUCUGAAGGUUCCUCCUCUGAGGCUACCACACCUGUGAUUUCAAGUGUGGCCGAGCGUUUCCCUCCAGGCCUGGAGGCUGCAGAACAUGGGUCUGGGGCGCUGGCCCCAGGUGUGGAAGCGGCCACCCACAGCCUCUGGGACCUCGCUCCCCUGAGUCCAGCACCCACUGCUUCACUGGACUUGGCCCCAGCUCCGGCUGCAAGCCUGCCAGGAGACAUGGAUGAUGGCACCCUGCCCUGCCGCCUGGAGUGCUUGGGGGCGGCCACCAAGAAGCCAAGCCCCUUCCAGGGUCCCUCUGGGGACUGUGCGGCCAAUGGACCAACUGGAACCAGCCCCCAGCCCCCAGGCCCCGCCACAGCCAAGGCGGAGAAAGAGGCUGAGGCGUGCCCUGCCUGGGAACGAGGGGCCUGGCCCGAGGGAGCUGAGAGGAGCUCCCGGCCUGACACGCUGCUUUCUCCUGAGCAGCCGCUGUGUCCUGGAGGGGGCGCUGGUGGCCCGCCCCACAGUCUCUCUCCCGGGGUUGAGGCUGGGCCCCAGGGAUGUGCUGCUGAGCCCCGGCCCCACCGCGGGGAGCUCUCCCCAUCUUUCCUGAACCCACCUCUGCCCACAUGCACAGAUGACAGUGACCUCUCGGCUGAGGAAGCCCGGCUGGUAGGAAGAGGGGGGCGGCGCCGGGCAGGGGGGCCAGGGCCCACAGGGGGCCCCUGCCCCGUGACUGACGAGACGCCGCCCACAUCAGCUAGUGACUCGGGCUCCUCACAGUCAGAUUCCGACGUUCCUCCAGAAACCGAGGAGUGUCCGUCCAUCACAGCCGAGGCAGCCCUCGACUCUGACGAGGAUGGGGACUUCCUACCUGUGGACAAAGCUGGGGGGGUCAGUGGGGCUCAUCAUCCCAGGCCUGGCCACGACCCACCCCCUCUCCCCCAGCCAGACCCCCGCCCGGCGCCUCCCCGCCCUGAUGUAUGCAUGGCUGACCCAGAGGGCCUCAGCUCAGAGACUGGGAGAGUAGAGAGGCUACGGGAGAAGGAAAAGGUGCAGGGGCGGGUAGGGCGCAGGGCCCCAGGCAGGGCCAAGCCAGCAUCCCCCGCACGCCGCCUGGAUCUUCGGGGAAAACGGUCACCCACUCCGGGGAAAGGGCCUACAGACAGAGCCUCUCGGGGCCCACCCCGACCACGCAGCACUCCAAGCCAGGUCACCCCAGCAGAGGAAAAGGACGGACACAGCCCCAUGGCCAAAAGCCUAGUCAAUGGACUCAAGUCAGGCCCGAUGGCCUUAGGUUCCAAGGGCGGCUCCGGCCCCCCUGUGUAUGUGGACCUCGCCUAUAUCCCGAAUCACUGCAGUGGCAAGACUGUUGACCUUGACUUCUUCCGUCGAGUGCGUGCAUCCUACUAUGUGGUCAGUGGCAACGACCCCGCCAAUGGCGAGCCAAGCCGGGCUGUGCUGGAUGCCUUGCUGGAGGGCAAGGCCCAGUGGGGGGAGAAUCUUCAGGUGACUCUGAUCCCUACUCACGACACAGAGGUGACUCGUGAGUGGUACCAGCAGACCCACGAGCAGCAGCAGCAGCUGAACGUCCUGGUCCUGGCUAGCAGCAGCACUGUGGUCAUGCAGGAUGAGUCCUUCCCGGCUUGCAAGAUUGAGUUCUGAAAGACCCAUUGUCCCCUCCCCAAGGAUCUGCUCCCCCAGCUCCUUUAGAGAAUGGCUACUGCUGAGUCCUUUGGGGUUGAGGGAGCUGGGAGCUGGGGGAGUGGGGCAGACAUAUCCAUUGUGGGGGUUUAGGCUGGGCUAAAUGGAAGGGGUUGUCCCUCUCCUGCAUCCAUUCCUGAGAGCGGUCUCAAAGCCAAAGGUAAGAGGGAUAGGAUUAGGGGAGGAUACAAAAUUAGGGUAGGAGGUCAUCUGAUGCCCGUGAACCCUGGAGUGUUGCCCUCUCCUGGCACUGCCAAAUGCUGGUACUAGAUGGGGAAUGAGGAUGGGUCUGAGAGCAGUCUCCUCUAUCAUGCGGCAAGGUCAUAACCCCAACCCCAAGGGACAUCUUUAUCCCAAUCUAUUUAUUUAGCACCCCAGAAAUGGUUUCUAUGAGUAAUUUAUGUGACCUGAGGGUAAGAUAACAUCAGUGAGGUACCCAGAGCUGCACCCCUUCUUCAUAUCCCAAUCUUCCUACUAGGGUCUGGUUUCUAGGAGGGGCCUGGGGUAUUACCGCUGCUACAUUGUCCUCCUGCUUCCUUCAGUAUCUCAAUGUCUCAGUCUAAAACCUGAAGCUCUUUAGACCAACGGACUGGUGAGAGGAGAGGAGCUUCUCUUUCCAUCCCUGCUUCAUCCCACUCACAUCCCAGGGCUGGGCCCAGAUCAGGCCUACUGAGCAGCACAAAGGGGCAAGGAGGCCCAGUCCCAGUCCCAGAGUUCUUCCCAGCUCCCUGACCCUGUGAAGUUCCAAUUAUCCUGACCCCUUCUCAUCCCCUGCUUGGCUUCUCUGCAUGUGGUCAUCUGCUGUGGCCUGGUGUGUAAUGGGUUAAAAAUAAGCCACUGCUUGACGUCCCAACAUCUGAAACCCCAGCGAUGUGUGACUCCCGGACAUUCCACUGUGCCAUCCUGCAGCUGAAAUGGGAACGCUGGCUGCCUCUCCAAACCCAGCUCUUGGACAGAGGAUUUGGGAGGUGGAGGCCAGGCCAGAGGACUUGGGGAAAAUGAGAGGGAGGAAAAAUAGAGGGAGAGGCAGCUGAGCUACAGCUUGACUCCUACAGAGCGAAAUGAGAACAGGCUGAAAAUACUACUCCAGGAGAGGACCUCACCCCAAGCAAGACUGUGAGCAGCCCCGCCAGACUCCUGCUGGACUGAGAAACCUGGAUGCUGAUAGUCAUCUGGGCUCGCCUUCUCUGCCAAACGACUGGGAAACCAAAAUGAGCCCACCUGUGUUCUUCCUAGCUCCCCCUCUUCCCGUGCUGCUGUGCUGUGCUCCUCCCCACACUUCCCUGCUAGAGUUCCCAGCUGCUGUAAUGGAGCCGCCUCCAACGUAACAAUAAAUCAAGUUCAUUGCA